Molecule: messenger RNA, 294 nt
Organism: Insectozyma verbasci
Lineage: Eukaryota; Fungi; Ascomycota; Pichiomycetes; Serinales; Debaryomycetaceae
Source: the annotation of a GenBank genome assembly
AUGGUUACUAAAAGAAUAUUUCAUAUUGCUCAAUUCAAAACCGCUUCAAGACAUUGGUUACCAAUUACUCAAUCAACUAUUAAUUCAAGAGCUUUCUUUUCAUCUAAACAAAGAUGUGUAAAUUUCAAUAAUUUAAAUGACUCAACUUCAGCAUCUUUAGUUUCUAAUGAUGAUGUAUUUACUACAGCUUCACAACAAGCUGCUACUUCAUCAGAAGAUUUAGAUGUUUCAUUUGAACCAACUGUAAAUUCAUCCGAAGAAAUAUUUACUGCUGGUCCAGUAAACAGAGUAUAA